Messenger RNA from Apaloderma vittatum (bar-tailed trogon), 920 nucleotides. RefSeq names its product olfactory receptor 14J1-like. The annotation marks the transcript as partial. Gene Ontology annotation, biological process: G protein-coupled receptor signaling pathway. Gene Ontology annotation, molecular function: G protein-coupled receptor activity; olfactory receptor activity. NCBI's taxonomy places the organism in Eukaryota, Metazoa, Chordata, Aves, Trogoniformes, Trogonidae. The transcript has a single exon. The record is from RefSeq and is a predicted model, not a curated record. Gene Ontology annotation, cellular component: membrane.
CCACCCGGCAGCUGCAGCUCUUGCACUUCUGGCUCUUCCUGGGCAUCUACCUGGCUGCCCUCCUGGGCAACGGCCUAGUCAUCACCACCAUCGCCUGGCACCACCACCUCCACACCCCCAUGUACUUCUUCCUCCUCAACCUCUCUGUUCUCGACCUGGGCUCCAUCUCCACCACUGUCCCCAAAGCCAUGGCCAAUGCCCUCACAGGCAACAGGAGCAUCUCCUACCUAGGAUGUGCUACCCAGAUCUUUUUCUUCGUCUUCUUGGUAUCAGCAGAGUAUUUUCUUCUCACUGUCAAGGCCUAUGACCGCUACGUGGCCAUCUGCCAACCCCUGCACUACGGGACCCUCCUGGGCACCAGAGCUUGUGCCCACAUGGCAGCAGCUGCCUGGGCCAGUGGGUUUCUCUAUGCUCUUCUACACACGGUCAAUACAUUUUCAGUGCCCCUCUGCCAGGGCAAUGCUGUGGGACGGUUCUUCUGUGAAGUCCCACACAUCCUCAAGCUCUCCUGCUCACACUCAGACUACCUCAGGGAAGUUGGGCUUAUUGUAUUUAGCGUCUCUUUAUUUUUCCUAUGUUCUGUUUUCAUGUUUAUGUCGUAUGUUGUGAUCUUCAGGGCUGUGCUGAGGAUCCCCUUGGAGCAGGGACGGCACAAACCCUUCUCCACAUGCCUCCCUCAUCUGCUAGUGGUCUCCCUGGUUAUCAGCACUGGUAUCUUUGCCAAUCUGAAGCCCCCCUCCAUGUCCUGCCCAUCCCUGGACCUGGUGGUGUCAGUUCUGUAUUCAGUGGUUCCUCCAGCAGUGAAUCCCUUCAUCUAUAGCCUGAGGAACCAGGAGCUCAAGGAUGCUCUCAGGAAACUGAUCAAUUUAUUUUACUCUGAAGCAAGAAAAUGUCUAUUUCCUUCUGCACAAAAUUCAUAG